GAGAAGGAGACGGGAGAGAAGCGGGCAGCGGGAGAUAGAAGGAGAAAUAGAGCAGAAGAGGAAAUACAGACAGAGAAGGAUUAGAGAGACAGACGAGAGGGAGAGAGAGAGGGAGAGCGGAGAGAGGGAGUGUCUCCGUCUGACAUCCCAACGCAGCAUCACGGAGCGCAGGAGCCGUCAGACAGCAUCCAUCCCUCCUCCUCCGGCUACAUGGGCUUGCCGUGUUCAAACCGAAAUUCUUUGACAAUGGGGAACUAGACUGAGAGAAGAUGUCCAACUCGGUGGCUUCCUACGAUCAGCUGGUGCGCCAGGUGGAAGCUCUCAGGAAAGAGAAUACACACCUGCGCAGAGAGCUGGAGGAUAACUCCAACCACCUGUCCAAGCUAGAGAAUGAGACCUCUGACAUGAAGGAAGUACUCAAGCAGCUGCAAAGCAAGCUGGAGCAGGAGGCUUGCACUUUGGCCUCGUCAGGGAGAACUGACGUACUGGACCAGCUCAAAGAGUUGCACAUGGAUUUGACCAACUACUAUGAGCUCAAGUACCAGCCACACAAUCUGCGAGUGUUCUCAGAGAGCCUGGCUCCCCAGGCUUCAGAGGGGGAGGACAAACUGCCACUCCACCCCUCUGGUGUACUGAGAGCCAGGAGUCCUAUAUACACAGCCAGCCGUCAAGGUCCCAUCCUCUCAGGGGAAGGAACAGCCUUGCACCCCGGCACUCCGCACCUCCUGGAGGCAGCUCAGCCCAAAGGUGGCCCAAAUGGAGAGGGCCGGAUAACUGCCCAGCACCUGGAAGACCUCUGUAAGGAGAGGGCCAUGCUUCUAAGUGAGAUUGAGAAAGAGGAACGUGAGCGUCGUUGGUACUACUCCCAGCUGCAGGGACUGUCACAAAGGCUGGCUGAACUCCCACGCAUCGACACUUUUUCAAUGCAGAUGGACUUGAUUCGACAGCAGCUGGAGUUUGAAGCCCAGCAGUUGCGCUCCGUCAUGGAGGAACGUUUUGGGACCUGCGAUGAAAUGGUACAGAGAACACAGAUCCGAGUGGCCCGCCUUGAGCAGUUGGAGAAGGAGCUACAGGAGGCAAAGGAAGCCCGGGGCUCCCAGGAGAAAAGCCCCCCAACAGACAGUCAGACAAAUGCCAGUGACAAGCCAGCGAUGCCAGCUGAACCUGAAAACCUCUGUAACAACUCUGGUUUGGAGGUAUCUGGAGAAGCUGGAAGCAAAGUGGAGAUGGUGUUCUGGCUGCUUUCUAUGCUUGCUACAAGAGACAGGGAGGAGAUGUCCCGCACUCUGCUGGCAAUGUCCAGCUCCCAGGACAGCUGUAUUGCCAUGCGCAAGUCAGGCUGUGUCCCCCUAUUGGUGCAGAUCUUGCAUGAUGGGCUAGGCGGCCCUGGGGAGUUGCCUGGAACUGGGGGCUGCAGCCGAGAGGCCCGGUCCCGUGCUAGUGCUGCCCUCCACAACAUUGUGUACUCCCAACCAGAUGAGGGGCAGGCGCGGCGAGAGAUGAGGGUGCUGCACGUGCUGGAGCAGAUCCGCUCACACUGUGAGAGUGGCUGGGACUGGAUUGAAACCCACGUCUGUACUCCUUCCCCAGGGGGGAUAAAACCUGCAGACAUUCCAGAACCAGUGGAGCCUCAGAUAUGCCAAGCCAUGUGUGCCAUCAUGAAGCUCUCCUUUGAGGAGGAAUACCGACGGGCCAUGAAUGAACUUGGUGGUUUGCAAGCAGUGGCCGAGUUGCUGCAGCUGGACCAAGAGCUAUAUGCCAUGUCGAACGACCCCUUGAACCUGGCUCUCCGGCGAUAUGCUGGCAUGGCUCUCACAAACCUCACAUUUGGAGAUGUGGUCAACAAGGCCACUCUUUGCUCCAAAAAAAGCUGCCUGCAGGCAAUUGUAUCACAACUUGCAUCUGAUAGUGAAGAACUGCAUCAGGUAGUAUCCAGUAUUUUGAGAAAUCUUUCUUGGCGAGCUGAUAUAAACAGCAAGAAAACACUGAGAGAAGUAGGCAGUGUGUCUGCACUAAUAAACUGUGCACUUCAAGCUACAAAGGAGUCCACUCUGAAGAGUGUACUGAGCGCCUUAUGGAACUUGUCAGCACACAGCACUGAGAAUAAGGUGGCCAUCUGCUCUGUGGAUGGAGCUCUUGGCUUCCUGGUGAGCACACUCACUUAUAAAUGUCAGACAAACUCACUGGCAAUCAUUGAGAGUGGUGGUGGUAUUCUGCGGAAUGUGUCCAGUCUCAUUGCCACCCGGGAGGACUACAGGCAAAUCCUGAGAGACCACAACUGCUUACAAACCUUACUGCAACAUUUGAGGUCUCACAGUCUAACUAUUGUGAGCAAUGCCUGUGGGACACUCUGGAACCUGUCAGCUCGGAGCCCUAAAGACCAGGAACUCCUCUGGGACUUGGGAGCUGUCAGCAUGUUGCGCAAUCUCAUCCAUUCCAAGCACAAGAUGAUAGCUAUGGGGAGUGCUGCAGCUCUUCGAAACCUCCUCACCAAUCGCCCUCUAAAAUACAAGGACGCUGCUGUUGUAUCUCCAGGAUCCUGUAUGCCAUCCCUGUAUAUGAGAAAGCAAAAAGCCUUGGAAGCUGAGUUGGAUGCAAAACAUUUGGCAGAAACUUUUGAUUCAAUUGAAAAACAAAGCCCUAAGCAUCCAAGCAUCAACAAGCCACUGCGGCAUAUUGAAAGCCUAGCAAAAGAUUAUGCCUCUGACUCUGGUUGCUUUGAUGAUGAUGAGGCCCCAAAUGUCUCCAGUAGUCUAGACACAGGUAGCUUCUCAAUGCUGUCCAUGUUCCUGAACAGCUCAAAUGUCCUCCAAGGUCAGCCUCGAAAGAAGGACUGUGAACCUCAGCGAGACACAGAGGCAGAGGCAGAGAAUAACAAAAGGGCUACAUCCCCUGAAAAUGAUGUGUCUGUUGCAGCAGAGAAUUUGGCCAAAAAGAUCACCAAAACAGUUGCUAAAAUUGACAAGUUGGUGGAAGACAUUACCAUGCACACAUCCUCAGAGGACAGUUUCAGCUUGAGCUCAGAAGACCAUUUUGUUGACUGGCAGUAUGGUUCAGAUGAGCUUCAUGAAGCUCGGGCCAAGUCAUGUUCCCCCUGUCGCCUAUCUGACACCAGCAGCUUUGCACACAGAGAGAGGCUGAGUAGAGCCCAUGCUCUAUUACGCCUCAAAACAGCUUACACAAGUCUGUCCACGGACAGCCUGAACAGUGGCAGCACCAGUGACAGCUAUUGUGGUGGUAAAGACCAGAUACGACCAUCUGCACGAUCAACAAUGGUGCAAAGGCGCCCUAAUAAAUUAGAUCUUAAGGUGGCCCAUCAAGAAUAUCUUAAUAAUGAGUCUUAUCGUGUGCAUAAUGAAACAAGCCAGAAAGAGCUGCCAGAAAGAGAUUCAGAAGACAUCAAGGAGAUAAAAACUCAAGAGCUAAGUAGCAUAGGCACAGAGAAGGGUCAAGAGCCACCACCACCAACACCUGCUACUGAUUCAACUAAAGUCUCAUCAGAAGCUAACGUGUCUACAAUCAAGUUGUCCCCUUCCUAUCAGCAUGUUCCAUUAAUACAGAGUGUUGCAAAGUUUGGUGUAGCUAAGAACACUAUAAAUGUGCAGGCAGCUCAAGCAAUGAGAAGACAGGCUUGGGUUCCUGGAGUAAUGACUGGUGGGAGUAUUAGCAAGUUUUCACCAAUGAGUUCUGCACGAAGUCCAACUUUGGGACAGAUGGAGACUCUGCAGAGGUAUUCAGUAGAGAACACGCCAAUCUGCUUUUCUCGCUGUAGUUCUCUGUCUUCAUUGUCUUCAGGUGAUGGAGCUCUAGAUGGUCAGAGCCAAAGUGAAAAUGAACUGGAAAGUGAUUCGUCUCUUGAAAUCAUUGAAGUAGAUGGAGGUGACCUAGCUAGUAAAGAGGAUGAUGACCUCUUGGAAGAUCUCACUGAUAACCAGCUUCUGGUUACAGAUACUAAAACAUUUGCAAGCGGCAGUCCAACCUCUGAGCCCAUUGAGAUUCCCUGUUCUACUAAACGAGAGAAGGUGUUUCUCAGAGGAGUCUCACCAGGCAGACAUGAAGACAGGACCCCAUCAAGCUCAUCAGAGAACUACAUUCAUGAGACUCCACUUGUGAUGAGCCGUUGCAGCUCAGUAAGCUCACUUGGUAGCUUUGAGUCCCCCUCAAUAGCUAGCUCCAUACAAAGUGACCCUUGCAGCGAAAUGAUCAGUGGAACCAUCAGCCCAAGUGAUCUUCCUGACAGCCCAGGACAAACUAUGCCUCCAAGUCGUAGUAAAACUCCCUGCUGUGUUGACACAAGUGGACAAGAAACACAGAUUGGAGGAGGUGCUGGACAAUGGGAAAGCAACUUGCGGAAGUUCAUGGAGAUUGCUGAUUUUAAGGAGCGAUUUAACCUACCUCCAGAUCUGGAUACCAUGAUAUAUUUUACAGUAGAAAAGCCCACAGAGAACUUUUCAUGUGCCUCUAGUUUGAGCGCUUUGCCACUUCAUGAACAUUACAUUCAGAAGGAUGUUGAGCUCAAGCUUAUGCCUCUGCUUCAUCAGAAAGAUAACAACCCAACCUUUACUGUGAUGCAUGAAGAAAGAGAUGAAGUAGCCGAUAAGCAUUCCUCAUUUAUUGACCAAACAGAGAGAUACAGUGAAGGUAACUCUGAUGAUGACAUUGAAAUUCUCAAAGAGUGCAUCAACUCAGCAAUGCCCUCCAAAUUUAAAGUCAGAAGCUCACUUAUAUCUACACUUUCUUCUCAAGUUCUGAACUCCCAAGCUCGAAAGUCUUUACAAUUGCCUCGUUACAUAGUACUUCCUAAUCAUACCAGUCAAAAGUGUUCUGUAGGAAAGGCUGGAAUUCCAGAAAAGGAUAUAUAUCAUGAUGAUUCAUCUUUUACUGACUCAGCUGAAGGUACCCCGGUAAACUUUUCAAGCACUACAUCUUUAAGUGAUGAAACGCUCCAGUAUCCAGUAAAGGAGAAAGGCUCAAAGGACUGGCGGUCUAGAGCUACAGAUAAACAAGAACUGAUGGAUCUGGAGGCAAAGAGAAUUGAAGAGCUUCGGAAUUUUUCACGAUUCCAGAAGCCCACUAGAAUAGUUACACACCCCCAAAAUACUGCUGGUAGUCAGAUGAACAGAAGCUUUAAGCAAGUUGUUCCUACACAAAAAAUUCUUAUGCAAAAUAAAGACCUGGCAGCUAAAAUGGUUCAGUACAGAAACAUAGAUGUAUCACCCAAAAAUCAAAUAAGAAAGCAGGAAGAGAAUAAGUCAUGGAAUGUACCACAAUUAGACUUAUCCACAAGAAAGCAAAAUAUUGAUAGUUACCCAAAUAAAAGUGUGCUGCACAGAGGUCUUGGUGGAAACAACACAUCUUGCCAGUCAAUGAGUCAACGAGCCCUCACUGAAGAAGCCAUGUACUGCUUCUGUGAUGACCAUGUAAACAAGAUGGAGAAAGAGAAGAUCACAAACAUUAGCAGAAAACAAAUAAAAGAUGGUAGCAGGAAUAUACUGAGUCAAAAUUUGAAUAAUGUGGACCGGGGAGCUAACACCCAAACAAGGCACAAAGGUGUUAAUAAGGUUAAGCAUAAUUUAAUUGUUGAUGAGACACCACCGUGCUAUUCUCUCAGUUCAUCCCUUAGCUCUUUAAGUGAUGCAGACCUUGAAGAAUACCAGGGAAAAAACCAGCAAGCAUGGGCCAAAAACAGGAACCAUAUUACUUCCAGUCAAAGUUAUGAACCAACAAAGUCUCUAAAUGAUUGCUCUCAGUAUGAUGAGAAUGACUCAAGUUCAGUUAGCCUGAAUUCAGAGGAUGAUCUUCUCCAAAAAUGUAUAACUUCUGCUAUGCCGCAGAAAAGGAGAAAACUUUCUACAAGAAAAAAGAAAACAGAGAGGGGACAGAAACUCAAGAGCAAUAAGGCUAGGGAAGGCUGGGCAUCAGAAAAAGACCUUGACAGUGAUGAAAUGGCCUCUGAUAAAGACUCAGAUCUUAAUAGUGUUGAAUGGAGGGCAAUACAAGAGGGAGCCAAUUCUGUUGUUACAAGGUUGCAAGCUGCAUCUAAGUCCCAGGAACCUUCAUCUGAGUCUGAGUCUGUUUUUUCGUUUAUGUCUGGUGUUUCAACGGGAUCGAGUCUUCAACCCAGAAAAGAAAAGAAUGAUGAAAAGAAAAAUGUCAAAGACAACAUAAACAAGGGAAGCAAAGUAUCAGAGAACAGAAAUUCAAGGAAACAGCUUGAUUUUGCGCAACGAAAGCCAGUUCCAAAUUUGCCUGUGGUUUUUAGAGGUAGAACUGUGAUCUACAUGCCGAAGAAGGAGACAAGCCUUUCACAAAGACCACCUACAAAGAAAGUUUCUCCCAAGACUGAAACUCAAGUGAAGAAUCCAAACCUAGCCCAACAGAGGUCUAGAAGCCUACACAGACUAGGAAGGCCUAAUGAUUCAACUGAACUGUUUUUGCCUAAAAGAAGCUCAACACCACCAGCCAGAAUACCAAAGAGUACAUCUUCAGGAUCAUCUCAGAACUCUACCCCAUCAAAACAGUCUCAGAAGAAAUUGAUAUCCCCUUCACAAACUAGUAAGCAAACUCUAAAGAAAGAUGCACACCCAACAAACAACCAGUCUGAUAAAAAGGGGAACUUCACAAAUCAAAAACCCAUAAAUACAAAUUCACAGACUCCCAAAAAAACUCAAAAGUCACCUGUGAGAAUUCCCUUCAUGCAGAAUCCAGCAAGGCAAUCCAUACCUUCGAGAACUAUAUCACCUUUAGUCACUAACCAGUCCUCUGGUGUCAACAGACAAAAUAACCAGUUGUCAGGAAAAAGAAACCUACCUACCAACCGCCUUGAUUUUGUCCGCAUGACUUCAGCUCAUUCAAGUAGCAGUGAGUCUGACCGUAAUGGCUUCUUGAGACAGUUAACUUUCAUUAAAGAAUCACCUAGUAUGUUGAGACGUGAGGUUUCAUCUUCGUGGUCUGUGCCUACCUCUCAGUGUGCAUCUCCACGAAGAACACGACCUGGUGCCCCAGCUGUAUUUCUUUGUUCUUCACGUUGCCAAGAGUUGAAAGCUGUAGCGGUAGGCCAGAGACAAAUGCAAGGAAGGACACAAGGACAAGGGCAGGGACUUCUAAAGCAGAGUGUUACUCUUUCCAGAGCCAGCUCUAGUGAGCGAGACCUGUCUAUGAAACGACCUGCUAGAAGGACCAGUUCGGAGAGCCCCUGCAGGAUACCUCAGAGGACUACCUCAGGGAAUUUGCAAGGAAACAGAGACACUUUCAAAAGACAUGCUUCAUCACCUAGUAUAAAUAUUCUUAAUCGGGUAACCAGUCGGUCCUCCAUUCGUUCUUCAUCUUCUGACUCAAGUGGACGAGCAAAGAGUGAGAAAAAUACAGAGCUGGUUCAGCGGCAGCAACCAGGAUCAUCUGCCAAUGGUAAAGUUACCUGGAGGAGGAUUCGCGAUGAGGAUGUCCCUCACAUUUUGAAGAGCACUUUGCCAUCCAAUGCUCUACCCCUGGUGCCUUCUCCUGAUGGGCAUAAAAGGAUGAUGCCAGGGAAACUUCCUACUAUUUCACUGCCAUCAAGGAAAACAAGUGAUGCUAUUGUUCAGACGGAGGAUUUCUCUACUAAAAAGACAAACUCAAGCACAUCUCCAACUAUUGAGAAGGCUCCAGUCAUCUCUGAAGAGGCAGCAAAGGCAGUUCUGAUGAGAAAGAUGAGUAAAGCAUCUGGGAACAGCAUUCACAUUCAAGAUGGUGAUUCAGAUGGAUCCUUUAAGAGCCACAACAGUGCCUCCACUUCAGCCUCUCAGCCAGUGGAAGGGCACAAUGGGGGUGUUGGGCACUUCCGUCAUAGCUCUCCAAGCAAGGCUGUGAGAGUAACCCCUUUCAACUAUGUUCCCAGCCCUAUAGCCACUGGCCUGCAAGAUGCACUAACACAAGAGCCAACACUCAAUGAAAAGUCAGCAGAAAAGGUUGAGGCUCAGUAAAGAAUGAAUAGUUGAUUAAUAGAAAUCUGUUGAUUUGCUCCUUUGCUCCUCAAAUCCAAACACUCAGGUGUUCUUUUGAUAUUAGUAAAGUGUUUUAAUUUUUCCUCUGUAAUGUAACCUUUCCCAGGUUCUCUUGCAUCAGGAAUAGUUUAUUCAUAAGAAGGACAUACAAAACCUUCUUACAUCUUGAAUUUGUGCAUUGGAAAGGGAAAUUACAUGAACAAGAGAUCAGCAACUUAAGAUGUCUCUGAUUGGUUACAGUUCCUUUUUUAAUUUUAAUUUUUGAAUUUGUACAUAUAUCAUUGCCUGUUGCCUGUUAAAACAAAUAUUCAGCCUAUCACUUUGGUGGAAGAAAAUGUUUAUGGCACACCCACCAAUAUGCAAAACAUUUAGCCAGAACCCAAGAGAAGAUUGGUCUAUUAUUUAUUCAGAUGUGUAAUGGUUACUGUAAAAAAACUGAAAAAGACUGUUAAACCGUUAGAAAAGACCCAAAGAAACCAUGAGGGUCAGAUCUAAUGUACUUGGAAAAUCUCAUCACAAAUCAUGUUAAAGCUUUGCCUUUAAGACUUCAGACUAAAAAAAAGAACACUAUCAGCCUUCACUUUUCAGCCAGCUUUUUCCUGGAUUUCUCUGUGAUCCUUGUUGUUUAGAAGUAGUACUUCUGUUAACAUUGGCAGAUAAAGUACAUGUCAAGCUUCCCAGUGAGCAACAACUAUAUUACAUGUCACUUUUGACUGCAUGAUUAAUUUUCACCACUAUUAAACGUGUUCAAUUCCACAGAUGAUGUUGGACUGGAAUCUUCUCUGUGUCAUUCUUGAAAAUAAAAAGAGAAGAUUCAUAACAUCUAUAAGCUGUCAAAUAAGAAGAAAAAACAAGAGAAACUGUUUUUGACUCUACAGAACAGGUUUAAGGACUAUUAAAACCAACUGGAUAGCUGUAAAUAUUUCUGCUUAUUGUAUGUUUACUGUUAUUGUGUUUGACUCUAGAACUGGAUGCUCAAAAGUGAUUAGGAAGAAGGAACUCUGCAAGACAAAAAGGAGCAGCAUAUACUGGGUGCUUCUUACAGGAUUUAACUAGAAAUGUUCAUUGUUGCUCACACUCAAAAAUGCAUUGUUUGAAGCAGUUUUGUAUGACAGGAAGAGGAAAUGAAAGUUUUUCUUAAGAAAAGAAACAAUAACUUUGACUUAAAUGUCAAUAUAAUCUGUUGCAAUGCUAGUUUUAGGUUCCUUAAGUUUUGUAAAUGGUGCCACGCAACUGUUUGCAGCAGAUGCCUCUGUUCCCAUACAUUGUCUAUUGUUUUGUAAUAAAACCUGUACUUACAAAUGAAUUUCAGAAAGUAAGCUCUACAUGCUAUGCAGAGAAUAGACUAUACCAAUUCUAUUCUAUAUAGUGUUAAUCAGACUGAAGCCUACAUGCUAGGAGAUUGAAAACACAUUGAGGCAUGGAGUAAAAUAAUAUGAGCAUACUUGGUUGGUUUCAUUAACCAUACUCAUAUCUGGAAUAAAAGAGGAAAGAAUGGUGUGAGAACACUGACAGAUAGCAGCAGAUGUACUGACUAUUGAAAAAUAU
This is a messenger RNA of Scleropages formosus (Asian bonytongue), 9530 nucleotides long. RefSeq names its product APC regulator of WNT signaling pathway 2 (gene apc2). Bases 270 to 7961 code for a protein of 2563 amino acids. NCBI's taxonomy places the organism in Eukaryota, Metazoa, Chordata, Actinopteri, Osteoglossiformes, Osteoglossidae. The record is from RefSeq and is a predicted model, not a curated record. The transcript has 15 exons. Gene Ontology annotation, biological process: cell fate specification; nervous system development; negative regulation of microtubule depolymerization. Gene Ontology annotation, cellular component: beta-catenin destruction complex; cytoplasmic microtubule; catenin complex. Gene Ontology annotation, molecular function: gamma-catenin binding; microtubule binding; beta-catenin binding.